AUGCACAAGACACUCUUCGCUUCUGAUGUGAGACGCAAUAACAAUCGUUUGUCAAUGCCGGUAAACGAGAUCAGAUGCGAUUUUCUGAACGAGCAAGAGAUUGCACAGUUGAAUGAAAGAGACAGUGGAAAAAUUAUUGGCUUAAUGGUGACUGUGUUGGAUCCUUGUCUUAGAGAAUACGUUCUGCCAUUGAAGAAAUGGACCAUGAACACAAUCACUUACAACCUCGUCAAGGAAUGGUACCAAAUCGUCUGCGACAACAAUUUCCAGGAAAGUCAAGAAUUACAGAUAUGGAGCUUUAGGACUACGAAUAAGCUGUAUGUCAUCUUGAACAAACUUUGA
Molecule: messenger RNA, 342 nt
Organism: Sphenostylis stenocarpa
Lineage: Eukaryota; Viridiplantae; Streptophyta; Magnoliopsida; Fabales; Fabaceae
Source: the annotation of a GenBank genome assembly